This is a messenger RNA of Aspergillus homomorphus CBS 101889, 915 nucleotides long. RefSeq lists its product as uncharacterized. Bases 1 to 915 code for a protein of 304 amino acids. NCBI's taxonomy places the organism in Eukaryota, Fungi, Ascomycota, Eurotiomycetes, Eurotiales, Aspergillaceae. The record is from RefSeq and is a predicted model, not a curated record. The transcript has 2 exons.
AUGGCUGCUCAGAACCAAGUGAGGUGGAUUAUCCCUUCCACCGCAAACGAAUGGGAUACGCUGGCCGUCGCAUAUGGAGUAACAACUAGGUCGUUGAAGUCCUGCAAAAAUCUAGUAUCAGGUUCCCGAGUUACACGCGAGCAGUAUCUUCUGUUCCGGACUCUUUACCCCGAUCCGUCGACUUUCUUUACACCUGCGCUAUACGGAUUGACAGCUGAUAUGCAGACAGCACGAGGCAUGCUUACUGCAUGCCCACAGUUCCAAGCCUACCUCAACGCCAUCCCUAAUCACCAGUGGAAUGAUCCACAGAUAGGGCGGUUUUUCAACACGCUACACCAUCAAUGGCUCGUGGCAGCGGCAGGAACACCCGGAUGCGAAGCCUGGCCCGCAGUUGACGAGGCCAUGGUUAAUCCACCAUUGAUCGAGUUCUUGAACGCACUUAGUGUACUCAGAACUGAUCAACGACGCUGCUGGACCUUACGGCAUAGCGUACUCCGAGCGCAAUUUUACGGACGAGAACGUUCAUACGUCGCUUGCACUGAUGGACAAUUAAUAGACUAUCCCACUCAGGAGCUAAAGGCUCUUGUAGAGUGCAAGAAAAGCGACAGGGAUAGCUCAAGUGGUCGGAGAACCGUCAUGCAGGAAAUUGCUGAGUUGGUGGCCUGGAUUAAGGCAUGUCCUGAUCCAAGAGCACCAGCUUCUAAUCACCUUCGAGCCCUGAUAUCCCAAGACAGGACCCGACUCUUUAUCUCCUUCCUGUCAUACAGUCCAGAGUGGGCAAGCUACAUAAAGGGCGGCUCUAUAGCAAAUGCCGGGCUUGCUACAUAUCAAACCUUCGGCCCCUGGAAUACACAGGACCCGGCAGAUGUGCUGGAGUUUGCAGUUAUUGCGCUUGCAAUUAUGCUUCACUCAUAA